This is a messenger RNA of Somion occarium, 8002 nucleotides long. The record is from the annotation of a GenBank genome assembly. Lineage: Eukaryota; Fungi; Basidiomycota; Agaricomycetes; Polyporales; Cerrenaceae.
GUUCAGUCCUUACUGGCCCCAGCCCCCUCCUGUUUGUAUUGCUCUUUCAUUUCUCCACGAAUACUUUGAGAAAUACUGCGUAUCAACAACCAAAACGUUUUGUGUCCCUCACAGUAGCUUCCACCACUAUGGAGGACGAAAGACCGGCGAAACGAUUCAGGCAUCAAUCCUACAAGCAAACGUUAAAGCAGGUUCAUCCUCCUUCUGCGCUAAGCAAAAACCAGUAUGAUGUAGAAUUGGCGGAAGUAGCGGACAAUUCUUCUCAUUUUCACGAGGCCCUCGUUCAUUGGAGAGAACUGAAUCUCACCGCUGCGUUCACGCAGUUUGCUUAUGCGGUCGAUGGUCUAUCGGCUUCGAUGCCGUUACUGCUUCAUCAUUGGCAGGAGGUCGUGAAGCUGUGGAUUGGGGCCGUGGACCGUGCAGAUGAUGAGGGUCAAAAACCAUUACUUGAUCUGUUUCAGAAACUACUACACGACUUACGAACAACCCUUGGUCCACUUCACGCGGAUAUCUUAAAGCAGUUAGUCAGGUUACUCCCUAGAUCCCUCUCAGCUCAGGUCCACACUGCCCUUCUCGAAACGUUUUCUGCGCUGUUCAAAUACCUGCUGAUACCAUUGGACUAUACUGAGGAAGCUUGGGCCGCAUUCUCAGAAACGCUACCCAACUGUAACCCUGAAGUUCAAAGAGCUGUUGCAGAGUUAUGGGGAUCAAUUCUUCGAAGACUUAAACCUGCUGCCAGGGAGAAGGUCACACUGGCGAUCAUAGCUAGCGCAAAUCCGGACGUCUCUGCCUGGGUCUUUGUUUCUGCGUGCAAAUCUGUCUCGCAAACCCUUCACACGAUCUCGCCGACGGUCUUUGCUCCGCUGUUGCAGUAUUAUCUCACUUGCGAGGAACCGGAUCAGUCUUUCACUGUCUUGCGUCGUAUGUUGACCGCGCUCGCGCAUCACUGCAAAACGUCGGAACAGUACUCUCCCAUAGCGGACAUCAUAGUAGAGGAACUUGCCAAGGCAGAACCUGCAGAAAUCGAGCGACUAAGGCGCCUUUUGGAGAUCGCUACUGUCCCGAUAUCCGUACGACAAGGUUCCAGGCUUACCGCAAAACAACUGUCGUCUAUGCUAUCUCAAUUCCAAAAGCUCCCCCUUUCGGAGGAUGCGCUUCAUGCCGCGGUGCUCAAGUUUACCGUGUCUUGUCUCACAGCAGGCGAUAUGGCGCUCUGGAUGGGACCUGGUCGGAAAGUUUUCGAACGCAUAUUCGAAAGACCAGCUUUAGGGCUUGAAUUGUGUGGUGUUCUCUCCGACUUGAACUGGGGGGGCUGGAAGUCCCUUGCCUUGCCAAAGGUGACGAGACUGCUGCCUCAGUACCUCGAGACUCAUACUACCAGGGCGCUCGAACUGCUGGUAGCUUUGAACCGGACACACAAGCUGGAUGGAGUGGAUCAGGGUUGGAAACAGCGGAUACAGACGUGGGUGGAUCAGCAGUUUGAGGGGUGGAAACAAAGUGAAGAACAGAUAUUCGACUAUGCUCAAGUCCUGCAGAUUCAGAACCUUCUUCCUACACUUAGCCCAUUGCUCGUACGAGUGAUUCAGUCGACACUUGAAACCAGUGAAUCAUCACGACAUGACUUUGAGGUGAAGGCAGGCAAUUCCGCCUGGUUGUUAGGCGCCUCAUUGUCGUGCUUGGCUUCUCGAAAACCGAAGGAGUGGUCAGAGUUGGUUGAUGUCGUGCAUUGGACUAGGAAAACCAUUGAAGGUUGGGGAUGGUGCGGUUGCACGAUGUCUGGUCUGGUCGAGCUAGUUGGUGCAUGUUCUGCGCAUGAACAGGAGCUUCUGGGCGAAGAGCUGUACCCAUCCUUGCAGGUGUCCCUGCUUUCACACUCGCGUCUGCUUCGCCUCAGUGUUCUUCGUAUUCUCUCAUCUCCUUGUGUCACCUUACCCGAGGGUUCUGCUGAGGUCUUGAAGCGUUGUUUGCAAGGCGACGAGGUACCACUCGACGUCCAAGGCGUUCGAGAAAGAGUCUUGAGAAUCACUCGUUUAGGACAAGUUCUUAAGGACGGUGACGAAUUAGGCGCAGACAUCGCUAUUCGUUGGCUGACAUCGCAAUUGAAGGUGAACCUUCGUCCCGUUUGGUCCCCAGCUGCCGAAGCUUUAGCUGCGAUCGCAGAGCGGUUCGGGGAUAAAGUCUGGGAGUUAGUCUUUGAAGAACUCCAGAAUCUGUCACAAGGUUCUACAUUACAAGUGGAUCCGGGAUGGAUGGUGGAUGAAGAUGAGGGGGAGUUGGAUACAAUCAACGAAGAUGAGCGAACAUGGAGAGAUCCAAGUGCUCACAAGUUUCGAUCACAAGUAACGCUAUGGCUGCGAGAAAAUGCGGCGCGGAAAAGGCUGAUACGGUCUCAGAUAGUUCAAGAGCGUUUCGACCACAAGAGUUACGAAGUCCAGCUUCUCGCGACUCUCGUCGAAUGUUCGUCGUUGGCUGAGAGGCAUAGUCGCGAUCUUGUCCCUCUUUUCCUUUCCAUGGCACCUCCCGAUGCUCCCGCCCAAAUGGCUCGAUACAAGUUAAGCGCAUGGUUGGAGCUCUUCUCCAAGUUUGUAAACCCCAAGGCAUUGCGAUCCACGGACGAACUUCACCAAUGCUACAUGGUACUACUCUCGCACCCGGAUCGACCGUUGCAGAAGCUCGCUCUAUCUUGUCUUCUGACUUACAAGUCACCUCACAUUAUACCUCAUGGGGAUACGCUCAGCAUGCUCCUGGACGAGACAAGAUGGAGAGACGAGUUGACACAGCUACAAAUUGCAGAGAUCGAGAAAGACGAUCGGCCGGAACUCGUGGAUGUAAUCAUCAGAAUGCUCUUCGGUAUCAUGCUAGAGAAAAGGGGCCGAUCCCGAGGUUCCGACCGUCGAGCAGCUGUGCUUACUGCAUUGGCUGGCUGUACGGAUGCGGAGUUGACGACACUUGUUGACCUGAUGCUGAAGCCUGUCAAUAAAGGGCGAGAACCACACAUCGAGGCGGAAUACGUUACACACAGUAUUCCAUCAGAGGUCACAGACAAGCAGCUCGUUGGAUUCUUGAACCUCUUGGGUGAUGUCAUAAAGCAGCUUGGCUCAAGACUGCUCUCCGUGUGGCCUAUCCUUCUGUCAACGCUUCUUGAUGUUACAGGAUAUGCUCAGAGCCGAAUAAGCCAACACAGUGACAAGGAUAUUCCCGAGGACGAUGUGGAAGUGGACGAGGAGAAUGACGAGAAAGACACGAUCCAGAGUGCCUCGAGAACUAUCCGUACCGUUCGUCAAUUGGGUCUCAAGCGAUUCGCGGAUUUCUUCCGAAUACCUGUUACAUUCGAUUUCGGGCCUUACAUGCCAGAAGCCUUCCAUUCCUUCAUAUCACCUCGACUCAACUCCCUCGAUGUCGAGAAUACUCAAUCACCCUCUUCGCUCCUGGAGUUGUUUUACAUCUGGUCACUGCGACCUGAAACUGUUCGUUAUCUAGCGGCGUAUGAUGAACGCACACUACCGAAGAUCUACGCUUGUCUGAUUGCCACCAAUGUCAAGGAGCCGGUCAUCCUGAAGGUCUUCGACAUCGUAGACAAUCUCUCACGUGCCUCCGCAGAGAAUACUGAACUUUUGGAGAUUGUCUUCAAGCCCCAUAUACCCCUGCUUCUCAACAACCUCUCCAUUCUGGUUGAGCGUGUCAAAGAUGUAGCAUCAGUCACCGAUACCAUUGGUCGCCGACAGAUUAGGAUCUUGUCGGACCUUGCUCCCUACAUUUCGGAUCCUGAGCUGGCUUCAACAUUAUUAACUCUCUUCAUCCCUCUACUGCGCAAACCAUCAAAGGUGCUUCCCGAGAAGAUCAAAGUGGACAUACUGAACAUCGUCCGCAACCUCCUGCCGGUUGUGACGUUACUGUCGGAUCCGUCGAGUACGGUCUAUAAGAAGACAUAUGCGCUCCUUUCGCUUCUCUUCCAAACUCUACGAUCGCGGCAAGCGCGACUGGCACACGUGGCAACAUUCCACACUCUCGCUGAGGUUCAUCCUGCGCUUCAACCAUUGAGCCAACUUCUUGACGACCUCAAUGCUUACUCUACGAAGCGUAUUGAGGAGCCUGAUUUUGAUCGCAGGCUGGGCGCUUUCACGAGACUCAAUGAGACGCUUCAUUCCACUCUGAGCGCGACGGAAUGGCUACCUAUCCUCUACAACAUGCUUAACUUCAUUCAGGAUGCCGAUGAACUCACAGUCCGCAACAACGCUUCAUUCGCCAUGAAACGCUUUGUGGAUCUGGUGGCCAGUCGUGAUUCGGAGUUCGAGGAAUCGUUUUUGAAGAUACUGUACCCUGGACUUAAAAAUGGCUUGCGGUCCAAGAACGAGUUGGUUCGGGCAGAGAUUCUGGGUGUCAUUGCAUAUGCAGUCAAUCAUUGCAAGGAUAUUGCCGUUUUGCAAGAGAUGCGAGGUCUGUUGGCAGGAGGAGACGAGGAAGCUAGUUUCUUCAACAAUAUCCAUCAUAUUCAAGUCCAUCGUCGCACACGAGCUCUUCGUCGACUUGCUGACUACUGCGAUGAAGGUCAUCUACGCAGUGUAACGCUAGCAGAGAUAUUUGUUCCUCUCGUCGGAAACUUCAUCAUGUCAGCAGGUUCCAUCGACCACCAGAUUGUCACUGAAGCCAUCAUGACUACGGGUCGGAUGGCACGUCAGCUAAAGUGGGGUGCAUACUAUGCAUUGAUUCAGCAGUACUUGCGUCUCACGAAGGCGAAAGACGCUUCUGAACGUGUGUACGUGCGCGCCAUCGUCUCUGUAUUAGAGAACUUCCACUUCCCGAUGAAUGAAGUUGCGGAUAUGGACGAGCCAUCAGAAGAAAAGGAUGCGGAAGCGGGUCUUGAGGAUGACGAGGAGGCCCUUGCUGUCAACAGAGCUGUCCGCGAGCAAUCGCGGAUCGCGGACGUGGUAAACACUCGUCUGCUUCCAAGCCUUCUGAGACAUCUCGAGAAUCGUGACGAGACAGAAGAUAGCCUUCGUAUACCCGUUGCUAUAGGUAUCAUUCAAGUCGCUCAACAUUUACCACCAUCUACCGGGCUCCCACAGAUCACGAAGCUCCUCACAGUGCUCAGUCAAAUCUUGCGCAGUAAAUCGCAAGAGACUCGUGAUCUGACCAGAGAAACUUUGUGUCGAAUUGCUGUACUUCUUGGUCCGAGUUAUCUGCCUAUCAUGCUACAGGAAAUGCGCGCCGCAUUGCUACGCGGUCCCCAUCUGCAUAUCCUCGCUUUCGUGACACAUGCUCUGCUGGUAUAUGUUACGUCCGGAGAGCACUCCAAGGCGUUCCAUACCCUCGACGAUUGUGUCAAUGACGUUGCUCAUAUAUCUGCAGAAGUGAUCUUUGGCGAGUCAGGGAAGGAUGUCAUGUCAGAAGAGUUCAAGACCAAGAUGCGGGAAGUGCGAUCUUCGUCGGCGAAAGGACUCGAUUCAUUCGCAGUCAUCGCAAAGUACAUUACACCUCCCAAAGUCAGCAGCCUUCUCGUCCCUGUCCGUAAUAUUCUGCAUGAAACCGAAACAUUGCGGGUGAUGCAACAAGUCGAGGAUCUUUUGCACAGGAUCGCAAGUGGUCUCAAUGCCAACGAGCAUCUCACUCCCAAGGAUCUCAUCAGUUUGUGCAAUACCUUGAUUGGCGAGAAUUCCCGUUUCCUCAAACAGGCUUCGAAUCCCUCUAAGCAUCAGAGGAAGGGGAAACCAAAUGCCGAGAUCGUGCAGUUGAAACGCACACAUGGUGUAGCUGCCGAUCAUUACGCAAACAACUCGUUCAGAUUUGUGGUUUUUGGACUGGAUCUUCUCAACACGGCCCUUCGCCGUAGUCGGUUCGACUUCCAAGACCCGGUGGUAAUGUCUCGGUUGGAGUCAAUGAUUCCUGUCAUUGGCAACACACUAUACUCCAGUCACAUGCAAGUCGUCAUUCCGGGUCUCAAAGCUGCAGCCGGCAUUGUUAAGUGCCCUCUAAAGUCUGUCGAAAAGUCCCUUCCCGUCUUCGUACAUCAAAUGGUCGAUAUUGUCAAGCAAGCCGGUUCGACGGAAUCUGAAGCAGUACAGACUGCUUUCAAGUCGUUAUCAACGAUCCUGCGUGAUCAGCCAAGUGCCCAGGUGAAGGAGAAGGAUCUCGUCUUCUUGCUUGAGGUACUUUCUCCCGACCUCGAGGAACCUUCACGGCAAGCUAGCGUGUUCGCGAUGCUUCGAGCCAUCGUGGCAAGGAAGUUCGUUGUCCCAGAAAUAUACGACCUUAUGGAGAGAGUCUCGGAGAUCAUGGUAACCAACCAAUCUUCUCAGGUGCAAGAACUUUGCCGGGGUGUCUUGCUGCAGUUCCUGCUCGACUACCCUCAAGGCAAGGGUCGGCUCAAGAACCAGAUGACCUUCUUAGCGAAGAACCUCUCAUAUGUACACGAAAGUGGUCGGAAAUCCGUAAUGGAGCUCCUGAGUGCCAUCAUCAACAAGUUCAACCCUUCUCUCAUCAAGGAGUAUUCCGACUUGUUAUUCGUAGCUCUUGUUAUGGUAAUUGCCAACGACGAUUCUGCCAAGUGCCGCGAGAUGGCAAGCGCACUAAUCAAGACACUAUUCGCAAGAUUUGAGGAGCAGCAACGACGUGUAGUGUUGUCUCAUGUUCAUUCAUGGGCCUCGCAGAGCUCACAACCUCAGCUCCUCCGAGUAUCUUCGCAGGUCUACAGCAUUAUUAUCGACCUCUUGCAGAAGGACAUCUCGCCAUAUACUACUCUGAUUGUGGAAGACCUGAGUGCUACUCUGGAACAUAGCGCCAUAAUCCUCGACUCCCUCAGUGAGGGUGAUCAAGACCAAAUGGACGUCGACCUCGAAUGGCAGAUAUCCUAUCACGCACUCGUCGCGCUCAACAAGCUUCUUGCCGCUUGUCCUGAUCUUACCACUGAGCAGGAUGUGAUCAAAUGGUCCGCCAUCAUCUCACAUCUCUUGUUCCCGCAUGCCUGGGUCCGCACGGCAUCCUGUCGUCUCGUCAACGUCCUUUUCACUGUUGUACCCGUAUCCGCGCCUAAGGAGGACUCCCCUGAUGGGGACCCCUUCAGUCGAAUUGGUAUGGAGGAAUUGGCCACCAAGUUGUGUUUGCAACUCAAGAGCGAGAAUUUGGACGCCGCCCUUAGUCUCUUGAUUGUCAAGAACCUGUUCUAUAUCGGAAAGUGCUUUGCUUCCUUGCCACUGCCUGGAGCUGCGUCCGGUGACGAAGUCGUUGAUGAAAGUGAUGAGGAGAUCGAGGAAGAUGAAUCCGCCGAGAAACAGAAGCACCCACUUCCUUGGCUGUUUUCUAAACUCUCAUACCAGGCUCGUUCGGCACAUAUUGCUCGUCGAAACAAGUCAUUCAGCCCAGAGAAUUGGUACCACCAACCGGCAUCUGUCUUGCGUUGGUUCGCAGCCAUGAUAAACUACAUGGAGUCUAGUCAAGUUGAACGUUUCCUCACCCACAUCAUCUCUCCUGUGUAUCGCAUCGCAGAAGAUGAUACCAUCCGCGAUGUACACAUGGAUGAAUUGAAGACACUCGCUAUUGAACUGCAAGAUCUGCUCCAGAACAAAGUUGGGACGACCAAAUUCUCCAAUGUGUACAACCAGAUUCGACAGAAUGUGCUUACUGUUAGGAGGGAGCGGAAAACCGCACGGGCUGUUCAGGUCGUCGCACACCCGGAAGCUUCUGCGAAAAGGAGAAUGCAGAAGAAUGUGUUGAAAAAGGAUAGUCGGAAGAGGAAGAGUCAAGUCUUCUUAGAGAACAAGGGCAAAACGAAGAGGCGCAGAGAAGACUGAGAAAUACGGAUUUUGUCUAACACACUUUCCUUCUCUUCAAUUCCUGGGCAUGUGGAGCAUUGAGGGAACUACGGUCAAUCGCAUUUAAUGUAGCAUAGAAUACAUUACUUCUACACCUGUAUCAUACAUAUAGUCAUAUACCACGACUCAAAAAAAGACUACGCUGACAAGUCCAUGGACACAGUCUUACUUGGAAAACAAAGCUCGUUCUCCUC